Messenger RNA from Rotaria sp. Silwood2, 936 nucleotides. The record is from the annotation of a GenBank genome assembly. Lineage: Eukaryota; Metazoa; Rotifera; Eurotatoria; Philodinida; Philodinidae.
AUGGUCAUCGCGAUCGUGGUGACGCAUCGUGUUGUAGUAGCUUCACGUCGAUUUCAGGCGAUAGGAGAUAACCGCUCGGUUCGUUUGAAAUCCGUAAAUAUUACGCAGAAAAUUUCAUUUUAUCGACGAAACUUAUUGCAUCAGCGGGAGAUUAUGGACGGAAAGAAUGCUGAAUAUGACAACAUUGCUUCGGAGUUCAAGGCAAAUAUUGGAUUAGAUUCUCGUGACCCAACUGAAUACUACACAUUUGAGAAAUUUAUUCUUGGACCACUACUGAAUGCGCGGGGACUGUUGACAGAAAAACGUGUACUGGACAUAGCAUGCGGUGAAGGGCUUUAUACACGCCGAUUGAAAGCAUUUGAUUGUGAUUAUAUCCUCGGUGUUGAUAUCAGCUCAGAAAUGAUUAAGCUUGCUCGCGAUGCUGAAUUGAAGGAUCCAAAAGGUAUUGAAUACAUGGUUGCUGAUGUCAAUCAACUACCAAUACCUGAAAAACCAUUCGAUUUGGUCACUGCCGUUUUUUUACUAAAUUAUGCUCGUACGCGAAAAGAACUUCUUAAGAUGGCAAAUAUUAUCUAUGCACAACUUGGCAAAAAUACACAUUUUAUUGGUUUCACAAAUAACAUCGCCGGAAGUACAAAAGGAUUUAAUAUGACGAAGUAUAGAUUUUUUAGGCAUGUAAAAGAUCCUUCGGAAGAUGGAAUAAUACCAGAGGGAACAGAGGUCUUCAUUACUCUUCUAAACAUGGAAAACAAGCCAGCAUGUACAUUUUCGACCUAUUACUUAUCACAAAAGACUUAUGAAGAAGUUUUCAAAGAAGCAGGCUUCACAAAAUUUGAAUGGAUACCCAUCCAAUGUGAUCCUGCUGCAUCCAAUAAAGAAUUCUAUGAUGACUUAAUUGAAAGUGCUAGUGAAAUCGGUUUCAUAGCAAGCAAAUGA